This is a messenger RNA of Ipomoea nil (Japanese morning glory), 1120 nucleotides long. RefSeq lists its product as uncharacterized. The coding region runs from base 235 to 810 and encodes 191 amino acids. The transcript is spliced from 5 exons. The record is from RefSeq and is a predicted model, not a curated record. Lineage: Eukaryota; Viridiplantae; Streptophyta; Magnoliopsida; Solanales; Convolvulaceae.
GCCGUCUGGUUGUGGGUGUUCGCCUGCCCGCACGGUGACGGCAAUGAGGUGCUGUUCCAACAUAUCAACCGGAAAGCUAGAUGGUCAGAUUUCAAAAGUUUGAAGGAAAGGACAUAUGUGGCAAAGACUAUAGUGGAUGCAUGGUGUAGCGUGCUCAAUUUCAAGGAAAAAACCAAGGCCGAGGGGGAACCUUCCCGCAUCUUUUUCUCGACUGCUACCACGAUUGGCACCGUCAUGUCCAUUUCCUCCAGCCAGGAUGAGAGGCAAUCGUGGUUUGAUAGGCGACUAGAUGAGGAACUCAAGUCUACACACCAUGUAGGGACAAGAACUAUAGAUAUGUUUAUUUUUCCAAUUCUGCACAAGGGCCGGUACUACAUGAUGAGCGUAAGUUUCAAGGACGGUAGGUUUGAUGUUAUCGACAGCUCAUCCGCGAGCGGAACAAACAAAGAUUUGUAUGAUGGAGCACCACAAGAGUUGAAUGACCUAUUAAGCGUGUACCUAGAUAGCAAACAACAAACGUUGCAUGCAUUCCGGUUAGCAAGCAUGAAACCAAAAAGGAUGCAGAUGGCGUGGAGAAAUACCACGUCUACCCUCGACUCAGCGGUGUUUACAAUGCGGCACAUGGAAUCAUACACCGGAAAAAGUUGCAGAAACUGGGACUGCGGAUUGCAGCGAAGAAAUAGUCAACAACUACUCGAGCUACGAAAGCGUUUCAUGCACAACAUACUGUUGUCCGAGGUCAAUGAACAGAUGCAGGAUAUAGCCUAUUGCGUCGGCCAAUAUGAUACCCAGAGGUUGGCACAACUAUAACAAUGACUGCAGAAGUAGGGGAUCGUUGCGACGUUAGUUAGUAUAGUUUUUUAACGCUACGCUGGUGCAUUCUAUUUUGGUCUCCUACGGAUUAAUAGUCUGGCGGCAUAUUUUAGUUAUGGCCUUUUAAUUAUGGAACAGAUGGGUGCUUAUCAAUGGUCGGCACAGGUCCACGGUUGCUAACACCCCAAUUGUUACGUUCAUGAGUAUUUCUUUGGGUUAAAUAAUAUUUUUUGCCUCAGCCUCGUAGAGUGACAAACAGAAGCAUUGUUAUCAAGUUGUUAUUAGUUUUUAUUUACUUCUUACUGAA